This is a messenger RNA of Wickerhamiella sorbophila, 513 nucleotides long. Its product is annotated as 37S ribosomal protein RSM18, mitochondrial. Gene Ontology annotation, biological process: mitochondrial translation. Gene Ontology annotation, molecular function: small ribosomal subunit rRNA binding; structural constituent of ribosome. The record is from RefSeq and is a predicted model, not a curated record. Gene Ontology annotation, cellular component: mitochondrial small ribosomal subunit; ribosome. Lineage: Eukaryota; Fungi; Ascomycota; Dipodascomycetes; Dipodascales; Trichomonascaceae. The transcript has a single exon. Bases 1 to 513 code for a protein of 170 amino acids.
AUGUUCAAACGAAUUUGGCAAACGUCGAAACUAGGACUGCGUACUUACUCUAGCGGUAGUAGCAACAAAAAGGUUGCAAGAGCCAGUGAGGACUGGUCCAAGCAGUUCGGGGGUGACCCUAUGCAGACUUUGAAAGGAGUUGUAGAUCUUACCGACUCGUCUAGUCGCAGUGCUGUUGGGUCAGAAUUUUUACCGCGCAUUGACUCUGGUACCUAUCGCCCAUUUGAUCUUGGUAUAGCAUCAACACGGCUAGCUCACAAGAACGCUCGUGCUGUGACAAAAGUCGACAAGUUCAAAGUAACUGGAAUCAACCCGCUGGCCCUCUGGAAACAUCCUUCAGCUCUCAGCCAGUUCAUCACCACAAAUGGCAAAAUCAUCCCAGGCUAUAUGCACGGCACCAAAGGCAAGAACCAAAAGCGCUUAUCAAAAGCUAUUCGUCGUUGUAGAGCAGCUGGUCUUCUGUCCCAUGUUCACCGCGGCGUUGAUCAACUCAGCCAAAACCAGUAUCGUUGA